Episyrphus balteatus (marmalade hoverfly) is the source of this 575-nucleotide messenger RNA. RefSeq lists its product as uncharacterized. The record is from RefSeq and is a predicted model, not a curated record. The coding region runs from base 48 to 461 and encodes 137 amino acids. The transcript has 2 exons. Lineage: Eukaryota; Metazoa; Arthropoda; Insecta; Diptera; Syrphidae. Gene Ontology annotation, cellular component: nucleus; transcription regulator complex. Gene Ontology annotation, biological process: regulation of transcription by RNA polymerase II.
AGCAUGUUAUUAUUAAUACAUAAUUAGAGAAGAAAGCACGGCUUAAAAUGUUGGGAGAAAAAAUUGCAAUGAUGAAAUUCAUUAAUUUGGUCAAAGCAAGAAAAUGCUUGUACCAAAAGUCGUACAGAAGGAAGGACUUGGAGGAAAAGGCUUGGAAAGACAUUGCACAAGUUAUGGGAUGGUCGGUAUCCUUCUGCAUUGACAAGUGGCGAAAUCUUAGAAAUGGAUUGGUUCGAAACUUAAGGCGUAAAGAAGAAAGGAAACUAUUCAGAGCAAAACGCCCCAAAAGUUUACGGGCUGAUAGAAUUGUAGGUUUUAUGAAAAAACCUGCAGACACACCAAAAACAAACUGUAAGCAACUACUUUUGAGUUACCUGCCGAAAGUGGAGAGGCUCUCAGAGGCGAAUAUUCAAAAACUAAAAGAAUUCAUGGAUCUGAUUGUGGACCAAAUAAUUAAUUAGAGAGCAGGACUCUAAAAAAUAAAAAAAAAAACCAUAUUUUUUCAUUGUAUUAUUUUAACAAAGCAGUACAAUUACAAAAUAUAUAUUUGUAUAGAUAAACUACAAAAAAACUUA